ACUUAAUAAUCUUGGGGACCAGUAUUAUACAUUAGAGAACUUAUUAACAGGUCUCAGCCAGGCACUUGGCUAUUGAAUGUUGACACAGGAGAAAAAAAACAACCCACACACAAAAUAACAACCAAUAAACUCUGCAGAACAGUGUUAAGGAUACUGGACUUUAACUUUUUGAUUGGAGGUAUUACUACUGCAGUGGGCUGACCUGCCAGAUGGAUCAUUAAGAUCAAAGGCUAUACGUUAUGAUGUUUGCCUUUUAAAAAGUAAAUGCUACUCUGAAUUUCAUAGUUUGCAACUUUCAGCUGGAAGUGACAGCAUGGAUUCUUGGUAUCUGCCUUCAUUUCUUUUCUUUGCUGCCCUCCUCCGGGUUUUUGGCUUGCCAACCCCAGAAAUCUUUGAUGUAGAUGGUGGAAUUGACCAGGAUAUAUUUGAUAUCAAUGAAGAUUUGGGACUGGAUCUUUUUGAGGGAGACAUCAGACUUGAUGGGGUACAAGAAAGAAAUUCCAUCGUUGGAGAAAGUUAUAGAUGGCCUCAUACUAUUCCAUAUGUUCUAGACGAUAGCUUGGAAAUGAAUGCCAGGGGAGUUAUCCUCAAUGCAUUUGAACGCUAUCGCCUAAAAACAUGCAUUGACUUCAAGCCUUGGUCUGGAGAACCCAACUAUAUAUCAGUGUUCAAGGGCAGUGGCUGCUGGUCUUCAGUGGGAAAUAGGCGCGUUGGGAAGCAAGAACUCUCCAUCGGAAAGGGCUGUGACAGAAUAGCAACAGUGCAACAUGAGUUUCUCCACGCACUGGGAUUCUGGCAUGAACAGUCUCGGUCUGAUCGGGAUGACUAUGUCAGCAUAAUUUGGGACAGAAUUAUUUCAGGCAAAAAGAACAAUUUUGAAUCCUAUGAUGACCGACAAACAGACUCCCUGAAUGUUCCCUAUGAUUACAGCUCAGUGAUGCACUAUAGUAAAACUGCAUUCCAGAAUGGAUCAGAACCAACAAUUGUGACAAGAAUCCCAGACUUCAUGGAUGUGAUUGGCCAACGAAUGGAUUUCAGUGACUCUGAUAUCUUAAAGUUGAAUCAACUGUAUAACUGCUCCUCUUCCUUGAGCUUUAUGGAGUCGUGCGAUUUUGAACUGGAAAAUGUGUGUGGUAUGAUUCAAAGUUCAGAAGAUAGUGCUGACUGGCAACGGGUCUCCCAGGUUCCCGAGGGGCCAGAGAGUGAUCACUCCAACAUGGGCCGGUGCAAAGGUUCUGGUUUCUUCAUGCAUUUCAACAGGAGCUCUGUAAAUGAGGGGGCCACAGCAAUGCUGGGAAGUAGAAUACUAUACCCUAAACGAGGAUUUCAGUGCUUGCAAUUUUUUUUAUAUAACAGUGGAAGUGAAUAUGACCAACUGAACAUCUAUGUCAGGGAAUAUUCUGCAGCCAGUGUGAACAGGACUCUGACCCUUGUGGAAGAAAUAAAAGAUGUACCCAUCGGGAGCUGGCAGCUUUACCACGUAACACUGAAAGUGACCAACAAAUUUAGAGUGGUAUUUGGAGGCGUCAGAGGCGCUGGUGCCUCACGGGGUGGCCUGUCUAUUGAUGACAUCAAUCUUUCAGAAACACAGUGCCCUCAUCAUGUCUGGCAUAUAAGGAAUUUCACACAGUUCAUUGGCAGCCCCAGUGGAUCUGUCUACAGUCCUUCAUUUUAUUCUUCUAAAGGCUAUGCCUUUCAGAUUCGCUUGAAUCUAAGUAGUUUGCCUAAUGUAGGAAUGUAUUUCCACUUGAUCUCUGGAGCCAAUGAUGAUCAAUUAGAGUGGCCAUGUCCUUGGCAACAAGUCACGAUGACCAUCUUGGAUCAAAAUCCUGACAUUCGGCAGCGUAUGUCCAACAAGCGGAGUAUAACUACAGACCCAUUUAUGACCACCGGUAAUGGAGACUAUUUUUGGGACAGGCCUUCCAAAGUGGGAGUACAAGAUUUUUUCCCUAAUGGAACUCAGUUUCAAAGAGGUAGGGGCUAUGGAUACAGUGUCUUUAUGACCCAUGAGAGGCUGAAAAGCAGAGAUUUUAUGAAAGGAGAUGAUGUUUAUAUCCUCCUGACAGUGGAAGACAUAUCCCACCUUAAUACUACACAAAAUGAGCCAACCCCGACCUUGGGCAUCAAUGACCUUUGCACAAACUUUAAAUGUGAGAAUGAUGGCGUUUGCAUUCUCCAUAAUGGCAAAGCUGAGUGCAGGUGUCCGUCAGGGGAAGACUGGUGGUACAUGGGAGAAAGGUGUGAAAAGAGAGGCUCAACUCGAGACACCAUUGUGAUUGCCGUGUCUUCCACUGUUGCUGUGUUUGCUGUGAUGCUGGUCAUCACCCUUGUCAGUGUCUACUGUACCAGGAAAAAGUAUCAUCAAGAGACAAGUUCAAAGACAGCAAAUAUGACUCUGGAAAAUCAACAUGCACUUUGAAGAUUAACUCAGCAAUACAGCCAACAAAUGAAAUGAAAAAUUCUUCAUGAUGGUUUCACCUACAAUGUAUUAUAACCACUUCACCUGCUACAGACGGAUCUUCUCUGUACAUAGCUGGAUAUACUACAAAUCAUUAUUUUGGUAAA
Orcinus orca (killer whale) is the source of this 2565-nucleotide messenger RNA. RefSeq names its product meprin A subunit beta (gene MEP1B). Gene Ontology annotation, molecular function: zinc ion binding; protein binding; metalloendopeptidase activity. Gene Ontology annotation, biological process: proteolysis. The record is from RefSeq and is a predicted model, not a curated record. The coding region runs from base 314 to 2419 and encodes 701 amino acids. Gene Ontology annotation, cellular component: membrane. The transcript has 15 exons. Lineage: Eukaryota; Metazoa; Chordata; Mammalia; Artiodactyla; Delphinidae.